AGGGAGGCCCUGCGGCUGCGCCGACCCCCAGUAGUCGUCCGCACGUCGAAGAGUUCGCGUGUCUCCGCUGUCUAUCGCAGCCGCUCGCUUAACUUUCGCCGGCCGCCGAAAAUCCCGCGACGCUACAACCGUGCGAACGGAGCCUUAAUGCAACCCUUUCGCUAUCUGUUUGAUCGCUCGUCGCUACCAGUGUUUGGCUAAUGCCCACCCUUAGGCGUCUCGAUUGCUCGCUUACCAUUUGGUCAUCAAGUACAGUAAUACCGGAGCUUUAACGAAAGACAUACCGUGUGAUUCGAAGGACCAUAAACUUUAAUUCAUUGAAGACUUUUUAGUAAUGCUACAGCGUUUUCAAAAAAGUGCGCCAAAGACUAUAAACUUGUGUGUUUACCUUUAGGCAUAUCAGGAUAUUACAUUGAUAGUGAUUAACAAAAGUUUAAGACAUAGAUAUUUUAUGGUAUCUGGGACUGACUGUUGUCUCGGUGGUAGUGUGAAGUACUGACUGGAUGGUGCUGGUACCCGAUGAGACCGCCCUGCGGGAACUGUUGCAGUGAUGAUGUGUAGUGUGGUGUGGAGGUUGUUGUGUAGGAGCAUGACCGAUGGAUAUUUUCUUUUGCAAUUUUUCCUGCUGCUGACGUUAUUGCAGUGCACACAUGGCUCCGGCAUCUUCGAGCUCCAAGUGCUGGAGAUGGCCAACCCGCGCAGCGAACUGUCCACCGGCCAGUGUUGUGGCACGAGCCAACGCUCGCCCAUAUCCAACCGGUGCUCGACGCCGUGCCAGACAUUUUUCCGGCUGUGCCUGAAGGAGUACCAGAGCAACGUGACCAGCACGGGAUCGUGUUCGUUCGGGAACGCGUCCAGCCAGGUGCUCGGCAGAGAUACGUUCACGUUAUCCGACCCGGACAGAGGGAAGCUGGUGCUGCCCUUUACGUUUAGAUGGACGAGAUCCUUCACGCUGAUCCUUCAAGCUGUAGAUUAUAAUAAUUUCUCGAUGCCCGCCACCAACGAUAUUAUCGAGGAGGCGACCUAUUCGGGCAUCAUCGACCCCAGCCCCGAAUGGCACACGCUGAACCAUCGGGGACCUCGCGCCCACCUCACCUACAGGGUGCGCGUCAAGUGUGAUACCCACUACUAUAACUCAACCUGUACAAAAUUCUGCCGGCCGAGGGACGAUAAGUUCGGCCAUUUUAUCUGUGAUGCUAAUGGUGAUAAGGAGUGUAUAGAGGGAUGGAAGGGGAAUAUAUGUGAUAUUGCUGUAUGCAAAGCUGGAUGUCAUCCAGUACAUGGAAAAUGUGAUUUUCCUGGAGAAUGCAAUUGUCGACCAGGCUGGAGAGGAGAUUUUUGUGACCAGUGUGAACCUUAUCCAGGCUGCAAACAUGGAUACUGCAACGGUUCAUCUUGGCAGUGUAUUUGCGAUACAAAUUGGGGCGGCAUACUAUGUGAUCAAGACCUAAACUACUGCGGUACUCACGAACCCUGCCUCAACGGCGGUACCUGCGAGAACACAGCCCCCGAUAAGUACAACUGCACCUGCCCGGAGGGGUUUUCGGGAACGAACUGCGAGGUGGUGGACAACCCUUGCGCCCCUGCCCCCUGCCUCAAUGGCGGCACCUGUUUGGAGGCAGGAGGAUCGUUUAGUUGCGAGUGCGGACCGGGAUGGGCAGGAGCCACUUGCGAAAUCGACAUUGACGAAUGCGCCUCGGCUCCCUGUCAGAACGGCGGUUCGUGCGUGGACCUCCAAUUCGCCUUCAGGUGCGACUGCCCCGCGGCGUGGGAGGGCGACCUCUGUCAGUUCGAUGUAGACGAAUGUAAGACUCAAAAUCCCUGCAUCAAUGCCAUCACUUGUACGAAUUUGGUUGGCGAUUAUCACUGCAAAUGUCGAGUGGGCUGGAUGGGCAAGAACUGCGAUCAAAACAUCAACGACUGCGUAGGACAAUGCCAACACGGCGCCACCUGCAUUGAUUUGGUUAACGAUUACCACUGUGCAUGUCAACCUGGUUAUACAGGACGAGACUGCCACACGGACAUAGACGAAUGCUCAUCGAAUCCGUGCAAGAAUGGUGGAGAAUGCGUAGAUCAGGUUAAUGGUUACAAAUGCAUAUGCCCCGUAGGCAUCACAGGUCAUGAAUGUGAGAAUGACUACGAUCACUGCAAUCCUGAUCCCUGCCAAAACGGAGCACCAUGUUUCAAAGCGCAAAACGACUAUUAUUGCCAUUGUCCGGAAGGGUGGCAAGGAAAAAACUGCAGUCAGGCCAAACUUGUUUGUGAGAAUCCACCUUGUGAAAAUGGAAUAGAUAGUUGUGUAGUGGUAUCUGUCGGUGGAAGCAGAAGUUCAGCUCCAAGCCUAUGUGGUGAACACGGUCACUGCAUCAACCAACCAGGAAUAGGAUACAAAUGCCAAUGUCAGCCAGGCUACACUGGAAAAUACUGUCAUGAAAAUAUCAACGAUUGCAAAGUCAACCCUUGUGAAAAUGGUGGUACAUGCGUGGAUAAAGUGAAUGCUUUUCAGUGUAUAUGCAAUGAAGGUUGGGAGGGUGCUUUAUGUAGUAUAAAUACUGAUGACUGUACGCCAAGUCCAUGUCGUAACAACGGCACCUGCAUAGAUGGCGUCGCCGAUUUCGAAUGCGAAUGUAAAAACGGUUGGAAAGGAAAAACGUGUAGUCUCAAAGAUAGCCACUGCGAUCACACGACCUGUAAAAACGGCGGGACUUGUCAAGAUUUAGGCAACACCUUCAUGUGCAGGUGCCCUCCCGACUGGGAAGGUACCACCUGUCACAUAGCUAAACAAACUGCUUGUACUUCAAACCCAUGUUUAAACGGAGGAACAUGUGUAAACACUGGCGAUUACUAUCAAUGUAUCUGUCGAGACGGUUUCGAGGGCAACCACUGUCAAGAUGACGUCAACGAUUGUAGUCCUCAACCUUGUUACAAUGGAGGAAAGUGCAUUGAUGGAGUUAACUGGUUCUUGUGUGAAUGCGCUAAUGGAUUCACAGGUCCCGACUGCAGAAUUAAUGUAAAUGACUGUGCAUCAAACCCUUGUGGAUAUGGUUCAACCUGUAUUGAUGGCAUCGGGGAUUAUAAAUGUAUUUGUCCGCCAGCGAGGAGAGGAAAGAAUUGCAAUAAUGAUAUUGCAUACCUACCUUCUCCAGGCAGUUGCUUAUGGAACAGCCACAGUCUAGAAAAUAACGUCACGUGGCAACAUGAAUGUAAUACGUGCAUAUGUAACAGCGGUGUAGUUAAAUGCACCAAAAUAUGGUGCGGACUAGGAAACUGCCGCACGUCCAAUCAGCAAAGUACCAUGUGUAAUCUGAAUCAAGUCUGUGUCCCAACCUCAACAGAAACUUGCCUUGCACCUCCUUGCCUACCAUAUGGAGAAUGCAGAGACUUAGAAAGUGGUCGUAGAGUGAAGCCUCCGCUUUUACCAAGCCCUAGCACGUGUUGGCCGAACCAAGCAGUACUGAGUAAUAAUUGUGCUAGACUUACAUUACUUCUCGACAGAGUCAAGUUGCCUCAAGGAAUUACAGUGGAAGGAUUAUGUGGUGACUUAAGACGUUUACUGGCAAAUCAGCAGGCUAUUGAAGGUUUACAGCACGAGCUAGUAUUACUUUGUGACUUGAAAAUGGAUUAUAAUGAUACCAUUGAAGUCACUUUGUUUGGAAGCCACUGGGUCCUCGAUGGAAUUCGUGUAGUAGGUGAGGCGAUCUCGCGGAAACAAACUAGCCUCUUAGCAUUGACAUCAAUAGUGGAAGUUAAAGUAGAAACAGCGUUAAUAUCUGGUGAACAACAGAGUAACAAAGUUCUGAUUGCACUCGUUUGCUUUGUUAUCAUUGGACUAACAACGGCGGCUUUUAUUGGGUUACUGUAUUUUAGACAGAGAAGAAGAAACUUGGGAAUCAGCGGGAUGAACCUAUCUCCCUCGUCUGACACUUGCCAUAGAAAUCACGAAGAUGAAAAGUCAAACAAUUUGCAGAACGAGGAAAAUCUAAGAAGAAAAGAAAUGGCAGGAAGUGGAAGCAUGGCGAGCAUAAAUUCAGCCACAGGAUGCGGCUUUGAUAUGCCUAGGGUAAGCGUAGUCCGACCUUUAUCCCUGCUGCCCAGUGAAAGCUCUAGCGAGAUGCUAGAAAUGAUCUCGGAAGUGGAGUGCCCCGGAUCGAGGAAGACAAUGCUCGUAUUACCCGGCACCAGCGCAUCGGAGACGACGCUCAAGCUCAGCGAUAGCAUGACGUUGGAUGGCCUGAGCCCCGCUCACCGCAGCAGCCAAAUCAUGCUGUACAAAGCCCAGAAUCCGGACGUGCGGAAAAACACGGCCGCCUUCGACGAUUCGUCCGGACACAAGGACUUCACCAAGAGCAUCAUUAAUGUGAAUAAGCAGAGGACUACACAACAGAACACCAGUGGCAGUGUCGAUGUGCUUACUGUUCUUGUUUAAGAGGGCCAGUUUUUACGUUAUAGUUAGAUAAAUGUUCGUUUUAGAAAAUUAUGGUGACUAUACACAUACUGCAAUACAAUUGGGCCUUGUUCUAGACACAUGAUAAUAUUAAUGAUCUAUUUGAAUAAUGAAUGUAUUACAAAUUUUACUUAUAGUAAUCUUAUUUUUUUUUAAAUCAAGUCAAGUA
Sitophilus oryzae (rice weevil) is the source of this 4613-nucleotide messenger RNA. It is a transcript of the gene Ser, whose product is annotated as protein jagged-1b. NCBI's taxonomy places the organism in Eukaryota, Metazoa, Arthropoda, Insecta, Coleoptera, Curculionidae. The transcript has 19 exons. Bases 551 to 4426 code for a protein of 1291 amino acids. Gene Ontology annotation, biological process: multicellular organism development; Notch signaling pathway; establishment or maintenance of epithelial cell apical/basal polarity. Gene Ontology annotation, molecular function: calcium ion binding; Notch binding. The record is from RefSeq and is a predicted model, not a curated record. Gene Ontology annotation, cellular component: plasma membrane; protein-containing complex.